AUGCGUCUAGAAGGUUCUUGCCAUUGCCGCGCCCUAUGCUACUGCAGCAUCUGCCGCAAGGUGGGCGGGUCGGGCGGGUUUGGCAUCAACAUAGGUGGUGAUGCGGGGUCGAUGCAGGUGCAGGGGGAGGAGCACCUAGCCACGUACCACGCCAAGAUGAGGGCGGACACGGGCGAGGUGACUGAGAGCGUGGCGGAGCGCCGGUUCUGUCGCGAGUGUGGGUCGCACCUGUGGCUGUAUGACCCCAGGUGGCCCGACCUCAUUCACCCGUACGCCUCUGCCAUUGACUCUCCCCUGCCCACCCCUCCCGAGCGCACGCACUUACUGCUCAACUUCAAGCCCGCGUGGGUGAAGGCGAGUGUGGGGCCCACGGACAAGAGCUUUCAGGGGUACCCGGAGGAGAGCUUGGCGGACUGGCACAAGCGCACAGGGGUCGGGCAGUGA
Molecule: messenger RNA, 444 nt
Organism: Closterium sp. Naga37s-1
Lineage: Eukaryota; Viridiplantae; Streptophyta; Zygnematophyceae; Desmidiales; Closteriaceae
Source: the annotation of a GenBank genome assembly